Messenger RNA from Salvia splendens (bonfire salvia), 2230 nucleotides. RefSeq names its product protease Do-like 2, chloroplastic. Lineage: Eukaryota; Viridiplantae; Streptophyta; Magnoliopsida; Lamiales; Lamiaceae. Gene Ontology annotation, molecular function: serine-type endopeptidase activity; protein binding. The transcript is spliced from 21 exons. Gene Ontology annotation, biological process: proteolysis. The coding region runs from base 65 to 1930 and encodes 621 amino acids. The record is from RefSeq and is a predicted model, not a curated record.
UAAUUUAAUAAACUUGAAACCAGGAUAAGGAGAACAUCACUCUCUUCUCUCCCUUCCUCUCUCAAUGUCACUCGCAGCUGCAAGCUGCUGGCUUUCUGCCCUCUCCUUAACAUCUAACUCUCGACGCUCUGCACCUCAUUCAUUUAUCGUUUUCAAAUCAUCUCACCAUCCGAAUCAUUAUCCUAUUAGAGGGAAAACCACGAAAUUACUGCCUAAAUCCGCCCCCGAGAAUGAAGCUAAGUUACUGAAAUUUCAACAAAGUCAAAGUGAUGAAUAUCCUCAUUCAAAUGCUGGAGGAAGAAGUACCAAGACUACAACAGGACGAACCCAGCCUUCAUCCCCCACGUCAUUUGGCAUACAGAAGAAGAAAGGAAAGAAGGACAAUGUGGUUGACUCAGUAGAAAAACAGGUAGAGACAGGAAAUCUUCAAGGUGCUGCUUUCCUCAAUGCUGUUGUCAAGGUUUACUGCACCCAUACUGCACCAGACUAUUCCCUACCAUGGCAGAAGCAAAGACAGUAUGCAAGUACUGGAAGUGCUUUUAUGAUUGGGGAAGGGAAGAUUUUGACAAAUGCUCACUGCGUGGAACAUGAUACACAGGUGAAAGUGAAAAGAAGAGGAGACGACACAAAAUAUGUUGCAAAGGUUCUAGCAAGAGGAGUUGAAUGCGACUUAGCUCUGCUUUCUGUUGAAAGCAAGGAAUUCUGGGAAGGGGCUGAGCCAAUUCAGCUUGGAAACUUGCCUAAUCUACAGGAUGCUGUCACUGUUGUUGGAUAUCCACUUGGAGGAGAAACGAUAUCUGUGUCUAAGGGUGUGAUAUCAAGAAUUGAGGUGACAUCAUAUGCUCAUGGGUCUUCAGAGUUACUUGGUAUUCAAAUUGAUGCAGCUAUAAAUCCUGGUAAUAGUGGUGGGCCUGCAUUCAAUGAUCAAGGAGAAUGCAUCGGAGUCGCCUUCCAGGUAUACAGAUCUAAUGAUGUUGAGAAUAUAGGAUAUGUAAUUCCAACGACAGUCGUGUCCCAUUUUCUUGAAGACUACCAAAAAAAUGGGAAAUACACUGGUUUCCCUUGUCUUGGAGUGCUAUUGCAAAAAUUGGAGAAUCCAGCUUUGAGGGCGUGCUUAAAUGUUCCAACCAAUGAGGGUGUACUUGUGAGGAAAGUUGAGCCUACUUCCCCAGCCAGUCAUGUCUUGAAGGAGGGUGAUGUCAUUGUGAGCUUUGGUAAUAUCCGUGUUGGAUGUGAAGGGACAGUACCUUUCCGGUCAACUGAGCGCAUUGCAUUUCGCUAUCUUAUCAGUCAAAAGUUUAGUGGUGAUGAAGCUGAACUUGGCAUUGUCAGGGGGGGGCAAUCUAUGAAAGUUCAAGUUCUUUUGAUUCCACGAGUGCACCUGGUUCCAUACCACAUUGAAGGAGAUCAGCCAUCAUACUUAAUCAUAGCUGGUUUAGUCUUUACAUCCCUUUCACAGCCUCUGAUAGAAGAAGAAUGUGAAGAUGAUAGCAUCGGGAUGAAAUUGUUGGCUAAAGCACGAUACUCUAUGGCGAGGUUCAAAGGAGAACAGAUAGUGAUUCUAUCACAGGUGUUUGCAAAUGAAGAAAACAUUGGAUAUGAAGAAAUAUGCAAUGAGCAGGUCUUGAAGUUAAAUGGCACUUGGAUUAAAAAUAUUCACCACCUGGCUCAUCUAGUUGACUCUUGCAAGGACAAAUAUCUAGUCUUUGAAUUCGAAGACAACUUUUUGGUCGUUUUGGAGCGCGAAUCAGCUCAAGUGGCCUCUCCCAGCAUCCUCAAAGCCUAUGGAAUUCCAUCCCAAAGAUCUGCUGAUCUGAUGGAACCAUAUUUGGACUCUGUAGGACAGAAUGAAGCUACAGAUCAACACGAGUUUGGUGACAGUCCCAUUUCUAGCUCAGAGUUCGGGUACGAGGGCCUUCUUUGGGCAUAAACAUUCUUAUAAUCUGUUCACUUGCAUUUCAAGUUUAUAUGAGUUAUUAUUCAUGUUUUUACCUCGAUUCAUUAUUAUGGAAAACUAUUCUUUUGGAGAUUGUAAUUUGUAGGUAUGUUCUCCAUAGUCACAUUUUCUAACCAAUUGAUAGAACAUUAGGUUUCUUCCUCUUAUAUUUGUAUCCUAUUUGUAUCUGUGCCCUGGCUGAAUAGAAUAGUGUAUUCAAUUCCUUAUGUUCUGUACUACCAAAUAAGAUUUCCCAAAUUUUGAAACAGUGAUUUUUGCUUGGAUGGUGAUUUU